Molecule: messenger RNA, 192 nt
Organism: Chaetomium fimeti
Lineage: Eukaryota; Fungi; Ascomycota; Sordariomycetes; Sordariales; Chaetomiaceae
Exons: 1
Source: RefSeq, a predicted model, not a curated record
CUGGAUAGAUCUCUAGCUAACGAAGAUUACUACUUACAGUAUUACGAGUUUAACCGGGUUAUACAGUUACAUAGGAGACCACGCCACUCCCAGCCGUUUACCCCUGACCCACACGCGCCACAAUCAACAGCCCCCAUUUCAACGCAGGGUACGCAGGGCACGCAGGGCGCGCAGGGCACACAGGGCACGUAG